CCGGGGGUGGGGCCCGGCGCUGAGCCGGGCGGGCCCGAGGUCCGCGGUUCGGGGCUGCUGGGGUUCCCGGGGCUACGAGGCCCGUAAGAGGACAUCGGUCUGGGGCCGGGGUCGCCGCGAUCCGCGGGGCGCUAUCCUGAAGCCCCAGGCCUGUCUCCUCCCGCCUCAGGAUGGAUAACAAGAAGCGCCUGGCCUACGCCAUCAUCCGGUUCCUGCAUGACCAGCUCCGGCACGGGGGGCUCUCGUCCGACGCCCAGGAGAGCUUGGAAGUCGCCAUCCAGUGCCUGGAGACCGCUUUCGGGGUGACAGUGGAGGACAGCGACCUCGCACUCCCCCAGACUCUCCCGGAAAUAUUUGAAGCGGCCGCCACGGGCAAGGAGAUGCCGCCAGAUCUGAGGAGCCCCCAGCGAACCCCGCCAUCAGAGGAGGACUCGGCUGAGGCAGAACGCCUCAAAACCGAAGGAAACGAACAGAUGAAAGUAGAAAACUUUGAGGCCGCCGUGCACUUCUACGGGAAAGCCAUCGAGCUGAACCCUGCCAACGCCGUCUACUUCUGUAACAGAGCCGCGGCCUACAGCAAACUGGGGAACUACGCAGGGGCAGUGCAGGACUGCGAGCGCGCCAUCUGCAUAGACCCAUCCUACAGCAAGGCCUACGGAAGGAUGGGCCUGGCGCUGUCCAGCCUCAACAAGCACACGGAGGCGGUGGCCUACUACAGGAAGGCCCUGGAGCUGGACCCCGACAACGAGACCUACAAGUCCAACCUCAAGGUGGCGGAGCUGCGGCUGAGAGAGGCACCCAGCCCGACGGGAGGCGUCGGCAGCUUCGACAUCGCAGGCCUGCUGAACAACCCCAGCUUCAUGAGCAUGGCAUCAAACCUCAUGAACAAUCCCCAAGUUCAACAGCUCAUGUCUGGCAUGAUUUCGGGCGGCCACAACCCCUUGGGGACUCCCGGCACCAGCCCCUCGCAGAAUGACCUGGCCAGCCUCAUCCAGGCGGGCCAGCAGUUCGCUCAGCAGAUGCAGCAGCAGAACCCAGAGUUGAUAGAACAGCUCCGAAGUCAGAUCCGGAGUCGGACCCCCAGCGCCAGCAACGACGACCAGCAGGAAUGACCACCCCACGCCAUCGGAUCCUUCCCCGCCGACCGGAAGCCUUCUCGCGUUUUUCCGUCUCCUCCCAUUGGACCGCCCACGAGAGAAAAAGAAACGACCUGCAUGUUAGGACGGAUUUUCAUUAUUUUUAUGUUUUUGCCCCCGCCCUCCCCUCCCUUUAUGUUCUCUCUCACGGCCCUCAUACCCUUUUGGAAACAGAGCCAGCAAGCUGUGAGCGCAGACCAGCACCACCUCCCCCCCCCCCCCCCAGCCCCGAAAACCCACUCACUCCAGUGUUUUCUAGAAUAUUCCGGGGUGGGCGGAGUAUGCCGGUGACAAGCGGCCUGUGGGGCUGCCGUGGCCCCCAAGCCCCUCCCGCAGCCCCGCCCCCUCGGUCUGUCUUCAGGGGCUUCCCCAGCCCCCGAGAAGCCGCUUUCUGAGUCGACCUUGGCCGCCCCGGCCGCCCCCUGCUCGGACGAGCUCACUGCCAGCCGCCCGGCCCUCGGACCCGGGUUCUCGCACGAGGAGCAGCGGCUGCAGGUUCCCGGGGCCGGUCCCUCCCGGCGCCCCGUCUCCCUGCGCCCCCGGAGCGGGCGGCCUGGGGGCGCGGGACCGUGUCUGGGACUCUCUUCCAGGCGCGCGUGUGGAUGGGCGCGGGUCUGCUCUCGAUGCCCUCUUCCCAGGGCUCAGGACCGACAGGCCGCGAGGGGCGCCGCCACCAGCUUCGACCUGGCCCCCCCCCCAGCCCGUCCCAGCCCGGCCCUGUGUCCCGGCCACCGCCCUCCUGCCCACUGGGCGUCCCGCUGGCCCGGCGCCCCUGCGUCCCCAGCGGACGCUCCUCCCCUUGGGGGUGGGGCUGCAGGGGCCCUGGUGCCACCCGCCUUGGCCUGAGAUUGCCGGGCAGCCGCCGUGGGUGUCCCGGCGGUCGGGCAGGGCAGGGAGGAGAGGCCGGUUGGCGACUGGAGGGCCGGAGGCCCCCGGGCGGUGUCGGGGCCGCGUGCGAGGUGACCCAGUACCGUGCGUGUAGGUGACUAGUAGGGAGACGGCUGCCAGCCCCCCGCAGUCUGGCACACGUCCGGCGACAUGUGCCCUGACUCUUGCGUGCUAGCCAUGGUGACAAGCGUAACAUAACGUGUGGGGAAUAAAUAGACAUCGUGACCUC
Molecule: messenger RNA, 2253 nt
Organism: Hippopotamus amphibius kiboko
Lineage: Eukaryota; Metazoa; Chordata; Mammalia; Artiodactyla; Hippopotamidae
Gene: SGTA
Product: small glutamine rich tetratricopeptide repeat co-chaperone alpha
Exons: 12
Coding region: 171-1112 (313 amino acids)
Biological process (GO): post-translational protein targeting to endoplasmic reticulum membrane
Cellular component (GO): TRC complex; membrane
Molecular function (GO): molecular adaptor activity; protein binding
Source: RefSeq, a predicted model, not a curated record